Molecule: messenger RNA, 4505 nt
Organism: Blepharisma stoltei
Lineage: Eukaryota; Ciliophora; Heterotrichea; Heterotrichida; Blepharismidae
Source: the annotation of a GenBank genome assembly
AUGAUGAAAAUAUUCGUCGUUUGGGCUUCUUUUUUCAUUGUCCUCUGCUUAAGUUAUGUUUCUUCAAAGCUUGACUUAAGUGAUCGCCAAUUUAGCUUGAAAUCACUUCCUCCCGCACGUGGGUGAUUAAAACCAUCACUUUUUUGGAAUUAACCUGCAUUAUGAUUAAGCAAAAAAUUUUUUAUAUAAAUAUCUUUAUUUCUAAUUAAUAAUUUUAUAUUAAAAUUUAUCGCUCAUUUAAUUAAUUUUAAACAGAAAAAAAGAAGCUUUAUAUUCUGAAUUGCUUUUAAUUUCAAAUUUUUUACAAAUUGUGAUUUUUUGAGCUAGGAAAAAAUACCCUCUCAUUAAAAAGAGGUUUAGUGAAAACACUCUGCAAGGGCACUUGUAUCAGCCUUUAGAAAUUCAUGUUGAGGCGAUCGAAAAAUCCUUCAGCGACGAUAAGAUCUAUAAGGCUUUGAGCUCAACCUUAAUUGCUUCAGCCAAAAUCUUAUCAGAUUUACUAUUCUCAAAAAGAAGAAUAUAUAAAUUUAUAGUUAAAUAAUCGUUAUAUUCUGCCGAUAAAUAAUUAUACCCCAAAUAUCAUUAAUAAAUGCUACAUAAAAAGCAUACUCACCAAGCCAUCAACAGAAAAGGUUAGAUUUGGCGAAAAUAAUCAAUGCGCUGACAUCUUGCUAAGCCAGAUUACCCAAAGAGAAGACAUUGAUGCAGAUAUAGCUAUAUUUGCUGUCAGUAGUAAAGACAAAAGUGAAAUAAUUACCUCAAGGAAAUGUGAGGUAAAUGAGAAAAAAUUUAUAAAAGCUAUUGCUUUAGAAAUUAAUGCCGAGGAAUUCAUAAAACUUGAAAAAAUUUCGAAAGUCAGAGAACUUUGCAUUGCAAUUGCAAAUGUCUUAUACGGAGAUAAUGAAGAAGAAAAUCAAGUUCUGAUGAAGGAAAUAGGUGAAUAUUUGGCGAAUGAGGAAAAUAUCGGAGAAAUGAACAAAUUAGGAGCUUGCAAUACUGGAUAUUUUGUAAGUGGAGGAGUUUGCGUGGCUUGCAAUCCACCAUGCUCUGAAUGCUCUGGAACUCCAGAUUAUUGUACAUCUUGUUAUGAUGCCUGGCUCUGACUUUUAUUAUUAAAUUUAUCAUAAUUUUCAAAUUGUUUUUAAAGUAAUGUUUAAAAUAAUCUAUAAGUGAAAUAAGUCUAAUCGCCAAUUGAUAUAUUAUUUUCUAAACCAAUAGGCUUAUUUCUCUAUUAAUAUUCUGUAUUAUAGCCCGAGCAGUCUUUGGGGUAGGAGAAGAGUUGUUCAAGCCAACUAAUGCUGCUUGGCCAACUCCCCAGAUGGCAGGAUACCUGCUGAAGUUGGUAAUUCAUAUAGCAAGGAUGAGUUGGUUUGACCAAUGAUUCUUUUUCCCCUCACUCCCCUAAUCCUUGAUCGAACGGCUCGCCAUCGUUCAAUAAAGAAUGGGGGUUAAAAAAAAUUUUCUGAGAAAAAAAUUUAUAUAUAAAAUAAAAAAUAUAUGUGUUUUUUUUAUAUAUUUUCAAAUAAGAGCGUUAUAGUUAUUUUUACAGCAAAAAAUUAAAUUAAUUUCAUAAAAAUACCAAUUUUUAAUAUUUUGAUUUAUUAAUUACCCCUUUAAACUGUAUAAAUUUUAAUUUGUUCCUUAUUAAUUAAAAAUUUAAAAUUUUAAAGAAUCUCUAUUUUAUUAGAUUAUUGAGUUUAAGCCCAGGUUGAUGACUAAAUCACUUCGAAUGGUUGAUUCCGUAGCUUCUUGUCGUCUCAAAACCUCUGACAACAAACUUCAUUAGGCACAUCUUCCCAAGCUUUUGAUAACUAAAUAUUUUUUCAUAUAUAAAAUUUCCAUGAUAUGAAAAUCGUUCGAUCAAGGAUGGGGGUUAAUUUCCCCAAUUUUUAGAAAUUUUUACAGUCAAUCGUUCGAUCAAGGAUGGGUGGGGAGUCAGGAAAGUUUGUAAAGCCCAAGCCAAAAGAUUUUCAGCCUAUACUAGAAUUUUUUUAAAACGAUGCAUGCCUAUAGGGUCAAUAUUGUUGACCAGAUGCCACUAAUAUGAUAAAUAACGCAGGCACAUGCACUUGCAACAAUUCUCUAAAAACUUUUAAUACUGCCUCUUUAACCUGCACUUGCCAAGCAGGGUAUUAUGCCUUAGCUAAUGGAUAUUGCAUGCAAUGUUCAGCCCCAUGUGCUACAUGUACUUCAUAUAGUAAUUGCAUCACAUGUCAAGACCCAACUAAUAUGACUCUAAAUGGAGGAAUUUGUACUUGCACUGAUCCCAAUAAAUAUUUCAACUCAGCAGCUCUCGUUUGCCAAUGCAGUGGAGGAUAUUACUCAAAUGCAGGUGUUUGCACUCGAUGCUCCUUGCCAUGCAGUACAUGCUCUACUUCGGCUACUUAUUGCACUUCGUGCGUUGAUCCCAUUCACAUGACUCCUCCAACUCCAACAUCAGGAAUUUGCGCGUGCACUGAUCCAAAUGCUUCUUAUAGUACUGGAUCACAAAAAUGCUUAUGCAAUCAAGGAUAUUACUCACUCUUUCAUGAUUAGUGAUCAAAAUUUUUUCAGCUCACUAAAUAAUGGGUUAUUUUUUAUUAAAAUAUUUUGCUCGCUAUCUAAGCCUAUCAAAGAGAUUUUUCUAAUAGUUCUGCUCGCUUGCCAAGGGAAGUCAGAUUAUUCACACAAUGGCUUAGGAGUUUGCACUCCAUGUUCAGUGCCUUGCUCUUCGUGCUCGAAUUCAGCUACUUCUUGUACCGCAUGCGUUGAUCCUAUACACAUGAUUCUAAAUGGAGGUUAUUGUGUAUGCUCUGAUCCCAAUGCCUCUUUUAAUACUGUAUCACUUACUUGUCAAUGCAAUCCAGGAUAUUUUUCGCUAUCAGGCGUUUGCACUGCUUGUGGGUCAUCUUGCAUCUCAUGCUCAUCCUCAGGAUGUGAAGAUUGUUAUGAUCCUUCUAAUAUGACGAUCAACGGAGGACUAUGUGUAUGCAAAGACUUAAAUGCUUAUUUUAAUACUGCAACUAAUACAUGCCAAUGCAAAAAUGAGUACAUUUCAGUUUCUGGGAUAUGUCAGAGCUGUGAAGCACCUUGUAGCCAAUGUGAAAAUGCUACAACUUUUUGCACAGAAUGCGAUGAUUCCAAUAAUAUGGCUUUAGAUUCAGCCUCACUCCACCUGCUUUAAAUUGGAACAAAAAAUUCUGUUCCGAUUUAAUAGGCUGAUCAUUGUCUACAGGUCUUGAGGAAACUGCGUCAAGAUGUCGGGUGGUCGCCUCCACCAUAUUAAUGUAUCCAAAUGAGGUCAAAUAACUUUAUAAAAAUUAGUAUUUUCACCUAUAAAAUUUUCCUAGAAAACAAAUUCUGUUCCAAUUUGUAAGGUGUUUAAAAAGCCUAAAAAAAGUUAAUUUUACUGAUAUUUUGUUCAAAAUUUAAAAGGUUGAGUCAGGAGCAUGCACUUGCACAGAUCCUAAUGCUUCUUUUAAUGCAGGAACUCUUACAUGCCAAUGCAAUUCUGGCUAUCUUAAUUAUGGAGGAGCUUGUACCGCUUGCAUUGCACCUUGCUCUACCUGCCAAUCUUUACCAUAUUUGUGUACAUCAUGUGAUGAUGCUGCUAAUAUGGUUUUAAUGGGCUCAAAUUGCUUAUGCACAGAUACUAAUGCUUAUUUCAACAAGGAAUCUCUCACUUGCCAAUGCGAAUCGAGCUACUUUUCAAAUUCAGGAGUUUGCACUCAAUGCGAUGCAACAUGCUCUACUUGUUCAGGAUCCGCUUAUUUUUGUACUUCGUGCAAAGAUUCAAAUCAUAUGACUUUAAAUUCGGCUACAGGAGUUUGUUCAUGCACAGAUCCUAAUGCUAGUUUCAAUCAGGUUUUUAAUUUAUGCCAAUGCAAUUCAGGCUAUAUUUCAAAUUUAGGCGUUUGCGUUGCUUGUGUUUUGCCUUGUGCGACAUGCUCUUCUUCUGAUAUUGCAUUUUGCACUGCAUGUGAAGAUCCUAUGAAUAUAUACCCUCUUAUAUUAAUUUUGUCUUGAUAUAAAUAAUUUUGCUAUCAAAAAUAUGAUAAGUCUUAAAAUUUAUUAUUAAUUAUAAAUAUCAUCGUAAAAUAUAUUUUUUUUUUAUAUUAUAAGUAAAUUAAAUAUUUAGGGAGAUAUAUUUCUUAUAAGUAAAUGCAAAACGAAGAAAAAGGUAUAUGUAUUUAAAUACUGUUGCAGGGACAUGCAGAUGCUGGGAUCCUUAUGCUUCUUUUGAUCAGACUUCUAAAACUUGUCAGUGUAUUCAAGGCUAUUAUAUGUCAAGUUCAGGAGCAUGUCAACCUUGCAUCCCACCUUGUGCUCAAUGCUCUAAUUCAGAGACUUUUUGCACAGCAUGCAACGACUUUGCAAAUAUGAACUUAAAUGUGACCACAGGUGUAUGCACAUGCAAAGAGCCCAAUUUUCAGUUCAAUCCAUGGGUAAAAGCUUGCCAAUCUAAUUCUAGCUGCAAUUGCAAUCAGUGCGGCACCACAAUAAAUAAUUUCAUUUUCAACUUCUAA